AUUAAAACAACACAAAAAAAGUUUCAAUAACUUAAAAAAUGAUAAAAACACAAAAUUUCCAAAAAAAUUGUGGAAGCCAUCUUAAUUUUGUCCGCGAUUUGACCGUAGCGAAACAGCCGUGUAGCUAGCUAGCUAGAUAUAAAAAUCAAAAUGGAGUUUCCAGAUUUAGGUAGUCAAUGUGCAUUCUUGGAUUGCAAGCAACUGGAUUUUUUGCCUGUCGAAUGCAAUAAAUGUAAGUUGUUGUUUUGUACAAACCAUUCCGUUGAUUACCAACAUAACUGUAGCCAACUUAACAAAGUAUCACACAUAGUUGAAUGGAACGAAGCCUCUGGUUCACCGAAAUCUUAUAAGUGUUUUCUUUCGAAUUGUAGAGGAAGAGAAUUGACUCCAGUUGUUUGUGAAAAAUGUGUCAAACAAUUUUGUUUAAAACACCGCCUUCCGCAUGAUCAUUCUUGUCCAAGUGUGCAAAAAGUUUUAACUAACAGCCUGACUCCAAAGGAGAAGGUUGCUAAGAUUAUUGGUAAAGAACUCAGUAAAGAAAAACCCAGUGGAAGGACUGGUAGAAGAUCAACUAAUACAUCUUCCAAAGUUGUUGAAAUGAAGCUGAAAAUGAAAGCAAAAGGCGAGAGCAAAGUACCAGUCAUCGAAAGAACUUAUGUAAACGUUCAUGUCGCUGACGAGACAAUCCCAAUGUUUUUUAGUCAUGAACACACCAUAGGUAAAAUUAUUGAUUUACUUGCAAAAGAAUGCAGUUUAAAAAAUGAAAACCAUGUGACGAAAUCGCCAAAAAUUCGGAUAUUUGAUGGUAAUAACGUCAUCAUUCCAACAGAUUUAAAGCUUUCUGAAGUGCUUAGUAGUAGUGCAUAUGAUGUGAUCAAGUUUGGAGAUAUUUUUGUCAAGUAUAUUUAGACAAAUAAACUGUUAUAUUUAUUUUAAAACUGGUCACUCGCAAAGUGAAAAUUAACUUGUUCUAAUUAUAAUAUAUGGUCAUUUUCGUAA
Messenger RNA from Hydractinia symbiolongicarpus, 999 nucleotides. Its product is annotated as AN1-type zinc finger protein 1-like. Lineage: Eukaryota; Metazoa; Cnidaria; Hydrozoa; Anthoathecata; Hydractiniidae. Gene Ontology annotation, molecular function: zinc ion binding. Gene Ontology annotation, cellular component: cytoplasm. The transcript has 2 exons. The record is from RefSeq and is a predicted model, not a curated record. The coding region runs from base 151 to 909 and encodes 252 amino acids.